AUGGAAGUUAAUCUUACUCGCAUCAUAGCCUCGCUCAAGCAGUACCUUGUUGAGCUCUUCAAACUUUCCCUUCAAACGAGGCUGCUGGCUUCGGGGCUUUAUUUUCAAACUCUUCAAGACUUUCGAGUUCCUCAACAAAUAUUUUGUCAUGUUAAGCUCUGGUUCCUCACCUUCAAAUCCAUAGAUUCCAAGAUAUUUGAGAUACUCCUCACGCCGCAAAGCUUACCCACAAACUCCAACACAGACCUCGAAGAAGGUCCCCUUUGUAAUCCCAAAUCAAAAUCAACUUUUGCUUCGGUCAAUGAAGCCAGUGCACGGGCCGUGACCUCCGGAGGCGAAACAUGA
This is a messenger RNA of Striga asiatica, 345 nucleotides long. Lineage: Eukaryota; Viridiplantae; Streptophyta; Magnoliopsida; Lamiales; Orobanchaceae. The record is from the annotation of a GenBank genome assembly.